UUCAGCAACACUAAACAUACUAGCAAUGGCUAUCAGAAUUAUCAGUCUGUUUGCGUUGAUCGCUGUUGGCAGCGCAGGUCUUUUGCCAGUAGCUGUGAAGCACGUGGAAUAUCCGGAUGCUCCUGCGGAAUAUCACUUCUCAUACUCCGUUCACGAUGAUCAUACCGGAGACAUCAAGAGCCAAAACGAGGAACGUCAUGGUGAUGAUGUCAAAGGCCAGUACAGUUUAAUCGACGCUGAUGGCUACCAGCGCAUCGUUGACUACACUGCCGAUGAACACAAUGGAUUCAACGCCGUCGUCCGCCGUGAACCUCUGGCCCAUAAGGUUGCCAAGGAGGUGGCCCCAAUUGCACACCAUUACGUUGCUCCUGCUCCGGUGGCCAAAAUUGCUCUGCCUGUGGCGAAGGUCGCCGUCCCGAUCGCCAAGGUCGCCUAUCCAGCUCACCUUACAACCGUCAGCUUUCCGGCACCAAGCUUAAGUUAUCACUACUAGAACAAUUU
This is a messenger RNA of Wyeomyia smithii (pitcher-plant mosquito), 501 nucleotides long. Its product is annotated as cuticle protein 8-like. The transcript has 2 exons. Bases 26 to 493 code for a protein of 155 amino acids. The record is from RefSeq and is a predicted model, not a curated record. Gene Ontology annotation, cellular component: extracellular matrix. Lineage: Eukaryota; Metazoa; Arthropoda; Insecta; Diptera; Culicidae.